Messenger RNA from Gadus chalcogrammus (walleye pollock), 2217 nucleotides. Its product is annotated as putative sodium-coupled neutral amino acid transporter 8. Gene Ontology annotation, molecular function: amino acid transmembrane transporter activity. The record is from RefSeq and is a predicted model, not a curated record. The transcript is spliced from 10 exons. Gene Ontology annotation, biological process: amino acid transmembrane transport. Lineage: Eukaryota; Metazoa; Chordata; Actinopteri; Gadiformes; Gadidae. Bases 145 to 1485 code for a protein of 446 amino acids.
ACAGCCCCUCCCUUCUCAUUGCAUCAGGUCACCUGUCUUAAAGAGAGGGCAGGCCGAUGUGAGCACGGCGUUCGACACCUGAGCAGCAAAAGUUUGCGCCAAGAAGUUCGUAAUUAGGCCGCGAGCGUGUCCACCCGUUGAAGCAUGGAGGAGUUGGCUCGAGAGAGCAUUAGCUUACUGACAUCUGUUUCAGCCAAGCCCGCGCUCACCGUGGACGGUCCUCAGCUCGGUUCGUUGGGGGCCAUUUGUAUCAUGCUGAAAUCUGCCCUGGGCGCCGGGCUGCUGAAUUUCCCCUGGGCCUUCGAGAGAGCUGGUGGGAUCCGAAGCGCCAUCACCGUUGAGCUGGUCUCUCUGGUGUUCCUGAUCAGCGGCCUCAUCAUACUGGGCUACUCGUCUGCCAUCAGCGGCCAGUGCACCUACCAGGGGGUGGUCAAGGGGCUGUGUGGGCCCUCCAUCGGCCAGCUCUGCGAGAUAUGCUACAUUUUCAACCUCUUCAUCAUCUCUGUUGCCUUUCUGGUCAUAGUGGACGAUCAGCUGGAGAAAUUGUGUCUGUCCGUAUACGAGCUGGUGAGUGAUCUGCCAGAGUCGGAGAUGCCACACCACUGGUACACGGACCAGCGCUUUGUCCUCCUUCUGCUGUGCCUCUUCCUCCUCCUCCCUCUGUCCUUGUCAAAGGAGAUCAGCAUCCUCAAGUACAUCAGUGUGCUCGGUACGCUGGCAGCCAGCUACCUGACCACCGCCAUCAUAAUCAAGUACCACACCAUGCCUCCCCCACUCGUCCACAGCAGCCCCCCCGACAACGGCGGAAUAAAAUCCUGGGCGUCAAUGCUGAGUGUUAUCCCAACCAUCUGCUUUGGUUUUCAAUGUCAUGAGGCUUCCAUUGCGAUCUUUAGCAGCAUGAAGAACCAGAAGCUAUCCCAUUGGGUCUUCAUCUCUGUGGUCUCAAUGAUCAUCUGCCUCCUCAUCUACACUCUAACUGGAAUUUAUGGAUUCCUUACCUUUGGCCCGGCGGUGAAACCAGACAUUCUGAUGUCCUACAACGGGGACGACAUGCUUAUGGUCAUCGCCAGGCUGCUGUUUGGAAUCUCCAUCCUCACCAUCUAUCCCAUAAUUCUACUUCUCGGCAGGUCUGUGAUGCAGGACCCCAUACUGAAGUGGUGGGCGGGUCGUGACGGCUCGGUGCCAGAGACGGUUGAGGUCCGCAGCCGCUGCGUCCUGUCCUUCCUGUGGAUCGCGCUCACCCUCCUCAUCGCCAUGUUUGUCCCGGACAUCAGCAAGAUAAUCAGCGUCAUCGGCGGGGUCAGCGCCGCCUUCAUCUUCAUCUUCCCCGGUCUGUGUUUGAUAUGUGCCAUGCAGUCGGAGCCUGUGUCCUUCAAGACCAGAGUUGUUCUCACUACAUGGGGUGUGAUAACCUUGCUGUGUGGAGCCUUCAUCUUUGGCCAAAGCACCACUGUUGCCGUCAUGCAAAUCCUUGGCAGGAUCUAGGACUUUACCUCUGCAAUUUACCUUGUGAUGGACAUGUUCGUGGCUAGGUCUUGGAUUCCGUUUUCCUCUUGCAUUUGAGGGCUAAGGACACACGCAGGCACCAGGAACCAUUUUCAUUGGAAUCUGGCAAUUUGGACAUCAUUGUGCAAUGUGGUGCCAAUUGUGUAGCGGCUACAAAUGUAUUGAUUUAUUUGAUUAAACAAUGUCCCACAGUCAUCGUUGAUCUGCAUUUGAGUUCAAACGCGUCCAGCACUGUCCAGAGUGGUUCACACACCAACCCUCUAAGGACACAUCCAUAGCCUCUCUGCACUAGCCCCUUGUGUUAAAGGCUAAAGCUAGGACAGAUAAUGGCUCUUCAGCACGACCAUGUCUCUCGUAACAGUUUUUGUCUGCAGAGGGCUUGCAUUGUUCCUUAAAGGAAUAGUUAAACAUGAACAUGGUUCAAGCAGUAAUAUCCACAAGUUGUAAUGGUUAUUUUGAUUAUUUUUAGUGGACUCUGCCAACUACCACAAUGUGUCUUGCGUUUAUUAAAAGUACUUGCUGCCAAGUUUCCUUUGAGCUGCACAAAAACAAUGGUUUCUUUGCAGCCAUUGUGAACACGAAUUAGUGAUUUGUUUGAUUCUCAAAUUAUUUGUCAACCAUUUUCUGUUUAUAAAAUUGUCAGAGUGCAUUCUAAUGUCCUUUGUUCUCACUCUAACUUGAUGGGUGUUGAGAAAUCUAACUAAUUUCCUG